Messenger RNA from Spinacia oleracea (spinach), 414 nucleotides. RefSeq lists its product as uncharacterized. The transcript has a single exon. Bases 1 to 414 code for a protein of 137 amino acids. The record is from RefSeq and is a predicted model, not a curated record. Gene Ontology annotation, molecular function: RNA-DNA hybrid ribonuclease activity; nucleic acid binding. NCBI's taxonomy places the organism in Eukaryota, Viridiplantae, Streptophyta, Magnoliopsida, Caryophyllales, Amaranthaceae.
AUGGGGAUGGUAGUAAGAGAUGGUGCAGGGGAUGUUCUGAUGAUAGCAGGACAAAGGAUUGAAGAAGGCAUGACAGCUCUCCAAGCAGAGGCAAGGGCAACCUUCUUUGGGCUGAAAUACGCGUAUGAUGCGGGAUAUAGAAAUGUGGAGUUUGAGUCAGACUGCUUACAUCUGAUUGAGUUGGUCACCCAGGCUAAGAAGGAGAACUUGAGUGCUCAAAUGGUGGUAAAUGAUAUGCGGGAACUCGCCAAAAUAUUUGAUUAUUGUGUGUUUAAUUUUGCUAGUCGAUCAUGUAAUAAUGUGGCUCACACCAUAGCCGCAACUUCGCUUACCUUUGAGGAUGUUGUGGUAUGGCUGGAAGAAUGCCCUGAUUUUGUUUCUCACCUUGUCCAAACAGACAAAGGCCUCAGUUAA